GAGAGAGAGAGGAAAAGCAUGUCCUUCUUACGUUGCAUAUUGAAUAGACCAACAAGAAGUCCUUCAUUUUUCGCUCUUCUGAAGCGCAAACGAUGUGAACCAAGGACUCAGGCUCUUUGCCAAAGUUUUCUUUUUCUUUUUCAAUGUUUCCUAGGCCAAAGAGUCUGAUGGUGUAUGAUCCGGUACUGGAUGGGUUCGAAACCUUACCACCUUGUAUAAUUGUAUUAAAAAAAAAAUCCUUCAGUGCACGGGAUUAGGGUCAUUCUCUACAAAAGGAAAAGGGAGAUGCUUUCUUUCACCCUUGGGUUCGGGUACAAGCCCCAAAAGAAAAAGAACACUCAGCUAGUCAGCUUCGAUCCCUGGGCCUAAGCAUCUUAAAUGGGUGCUCUUCAAGCCACAGUUUUCUUCUUGAUUCUAUUGAAAGCACGCGACGUUACUGUAGCCGAGAAUGAUGAAUGGAAGACUGCUACUGCAACAUACUCCAAAGAAACAGACGGGUCGAUCAUUACGGAAGGAGCUUGUGGUUAUGGAGACCUCCACAAGUCGAGUUAUGGGAAGCACAGUGCUGGCCUGAGUACCAUAUUGUUCAACAGGGGGAGUUCUUGUGGGGCUUGCUAUGAGCUGAGAUGUGUUGACCACAUAUUGUGGUGCUUGCAGGGAAGCCCAUCUGUUAUUCUCACUGCUACAGAUUUCUGCCCUCCCAAUUACGGGCUCUCAGCCGAUUAUGGUGGCUGGUGCAAUUUCCCCAAACAACACUUUGAAAUGUCGGAGGCUGCAUUUGCUGAAAUUGCAGAGAGAAAAGCUGAUAAAGUUCCAGUGCAGUACAGGAGGGUGAAGUGUGAAAGAAGGGGUGGGCUGAGAUUCAGUCUCAGUGGAAAUUCACGCUUCUUUCAAGUUCUUGUCACCAAUGUAGGUUUGGAUGGUGAAGUUGUUGCUGUGAAAGUGAAGGGAUCAAGAACGGGAUGGAUACCUAUGGGAAGAAAUUGGGGACAAAACUGGCAAUGCAAUAUCAAUCUCAAAGGACAGCCUAUAUCUUUUGAGGUGACCGCCAGCAGCGGAAGAACACUCGCAUCUUAUGCUGUUGCUCCAGCAAAUUGGCAGUUCGGACAGACAUUUGAAGGGAAACAAUUCAAGUAGUAAUCUUCAUUCUUCAUUUCUGGAAUGUGGGUUUCAUCUUGAAACUUAUCUAGUUUUGAUCAUGAUCAGUUCAUCAGAAUGGAGGAUCCAAGCACAUUUUUACAGAUGAUAGCCACAUAUAUGCAUCUCUAGUCACCGAUCAAAGUUUCCAGCUAUCCUACAAAGGUGUCGUAUGGUCAAAAUCUGGGUUGAAAGUUGUGAAGGAAGUUGAAAAAAUUGGAAUACGAGGUCCCCCUUUUUGUCUCUUUAUGAUGGUGAUCAGAAAAGCAGGAUUGUAGGUGGAAUGUGCAAUUAUUAGAAGUAACAGUGAAUAUACAAUACCAUGAUCUUUUUACAGGAA
This is a messenger RNA of Juglans regia (Persian walnut), 1477 nucleotides long. RefSeq names its product expansin-A20-like. The coding region runs from base 379 to 1137 and encodes 252 amino acids. The record is from RefSeq and is a predicted model, not a curated record. Gene Ontology annotation, cellular component: extracellular region. Lineage: Eukaryota; Viridiplantae; Streptophyta; Magnoliopsida; Fagales; Juglandaceae. The transcript has 3 exons. Gene Ontology annotation, biological process: plant-type cell wall organization.